UUCAUUCUGCUGGCACACUCCCUCGCUCUCCCAAAUUCGAAACCCAAAGGUGAUGACAAUUGUGCUUCUCUUUUGGGAAGAUUUGAGUUUGUGAAAUUUUGGAGGACUCUUGAUUUCCAUGGAACAUACUUUUGGUUCCGAUUCUGUUCCUUCUGGUCCUAUGGACAAGUCUAAGGUUCUGACUGUUAAGCCAUUGAGAUGUCUCGUUCCAAUUUUUCCAUCGCAUUCUGAUUCUUCUGCACCACCCCAGUCUUCUCCAUUUGCAUCGGUUCCUCCAACUGGGCCAUUUCCGCCUGGUGCUGCACCGUUCUUCCCCUUUUAUGCCUCAAAUGAGUCUCAAAGGCAAGGCAGUGGACCGGCUCCUGGUAGGUCUUACCCUAUCCCCUCACCAGUUCCUUUAAAUUCUUUUAGGACCCCAGUAACAGCAUCAAGAAAUGGUGAGAUAGGGACAUCAAGAAGGAGUUCUAGGAGUCAUACAAUUGUAGACGAGGAUGGAUAUAGUCAGAGUGAUGGUUAUGACAACAGCUUUGGUAUGGAUGGCAGUGAUGAUGAGAAAAAGCCAAAAACUCGCAGAAAGUCUAGGGGUGCAGCUGGGAUUGCUGUUUCUAAUUCCGAGAUUGACAUUGACUCAUACGUUACUCAUCUAUUGGGAUCUUUUAAUCUCUUGGAAAUUGAUACUUUCCGUCAAGCUGACAGUGACAAGGAGUUGGUCGGACGUGUACUCGUGGUUUAUAAUUUGCUCCGGAGAAAGAUUACACAACUUGAUGAUACAAAGGAGGCUAUGGCAGGGGUAACACGGCGCCCUGACUUGAGGGCAGGUACUAUUUGUAUGAAUAAAGGGGCUCGGGCUAACGUCAAGAAGAGGAUUGGGGCUGUACCUGGUGUAGAUAUUGGUGACAUUUUCUUUUUUCGGUUUGAAUUGUGCUUGGUGGGAUUGCAUGCUCCAAGUAUGGCUGGGAUAGAUUAUAUGGGUGUUAAGUUCUCUGCAGACGAAGAGCCUGUGGCUGUCAGUAUUGUUUCCUCGGGAGGAUAUGAAGAUGAAGGGGAUGAUGGCGACGUGCUGAUAUACAGUGGCCAAGGGGGUGUUCAGAGGAAAGAUAAACCACAGAUGGAUCAAAAACUAGUAAGGGGUAACCUUGCUCUCGAAAAGAGCUUGCACAGGGCUAAUGAGGUACGAGUCAUUCGGGGUCUUCGGGAUUUUGCCAAUCCGACUGGCAAGGUAUAUGUCUAUGAUGGUCUAUACAAGAUACACGAGUCUUGGAUUGAGAAAGGGAAGUCUGGUUGCAAUGUUUUUAAGUACAAAUUGGUUAGAGUUGCAGGACAGCCUGAGGCAUUUACAUUAUGGAAAUCAAUUCAGCUAUGGAAGGAUGGUGCUACUACAAGGGUUGGGGUAAUUCUGCCCGACCUUACUUCUGGGGCUGAAAAUUUACCUGUUUGCCUUGUAAACGACAUCGAUAAUGAAAAGGGGCCUGCUUAUUUUACAUACUCAUCCAGUCUCAAGUAUAGAAAGCCAUUUGCUUCGACCAAAUCUUCUAUAAACUGCAGCUGCUCAACUGGAUGCCAACCUGCCACUAACUGCCCUUGUGUUCAAAGAAAUGGAGGCUAUAUGCCAUAUACCUCACUUGGUGUUCUUCUCAGUCAUAACUCAUUGGUUCAUGAGUGUGGUAAAUCUUGUUUAUGCCCUCCUAACUGCAGGAACCGAGUUUCCCAAGCAGGUCUGAAAAUCCGUCUAGAGGUGUUUAAAACAAGGGAUAAGGGUUGGGGACUUAGGUCUUGGGAUCCCAUUCGUGCAGGAGCUUUUAUAUGUGAAUAUGCAGGUGUAGUUAUUGAUUCUUCAACAGUGGAGGAAAAUGGAAUUGACCCUGAUGACAAUUACAUUUUUGAUGCUACUCGCUCCUUUGAUUCUGUGGAAUCUCUGCCUGUUGAUGAACCUGCAAAAUUUCCAUUUCCUUUAAUUAUCAGUGCCAAAAAUGAGGGAAAUGUGGGCCGUUUUAUGAACCACAGCUGCUCGCCUAACGUGUACUGGCAGCCAGUUGUUCGUGAGAAUCACGAUGAAUCAUAUCUCCAUGUUGGCUUUUAUGCAAUCAAACACAUUCCUCCUAUGCAGGAGUUAACAUAUAACUAUGGAACGGUACGGGCUGACAAAGCUGGCUCGCAGAGGAAAAAGUGUCUGUGUGGAACACCGAGAUGCAAGGGCUCUUUUUACUAGUGGUCUACAAAAACUUUGCGAGGAUGAUGCAUGCUAAAUGGUGCCUCCUGUAAAAGAAACAGAAGAAUCUGUAGUUUGUAGGCGGAAAUGAAUCGGAGUUGUUUUUGGGCAGAAUUGUUAUCAAGGAUUAGGACUUGGUGAAAAGUCAUAUUUAAGUUGUGUUUAAGUAGUAGUACUUGAAAUUGAAAUUGUGUAUGGGGAUUGGGUAUUGUGUAACCCUUGCUUCCUAUGAUUGAUUAUUAGGUGACUAUGUUUUAAUGUACUCUUUAUGAUUUAUGAUGCAUCUACCUAAGAUGAUAUGAUGGUAGUACUUGA
Messenger RNA from Cynara cardunculus var. scolymus (artichoke), 2524 nucleotides. RefSeq names its product histone-lysine N-methyltransferase, H3 lysine-9 specific SUVH1-like. Lineage: Eukaryota; Viridiplantae; Streptophyta; Magnoliopsida; Asterales; Asteraceae. Gene Ontology annotation, molecular function: histone methyltransferase activity; zinc ion binding; protein binding. The record is from RefSeq and is a predicted model, not a curated record. Gene Ontology annotation, cellular component: nucleus. The coding region runs from base 119 to 2209 and encodes 696 amino acids. The transcript is spliced from 3 exons.